Rhincodon typus (whale shark) is the source of this 6640-nucleotide messenger RNA. Its product is annotated as Cbl proto-oncogene, E3 ubiquitin protein ligase. The record is from RefSeq and is a predicted model, not a curated record. The transcript has 12 exons. Gene Ontology annotation, molecular function: SH3 domain binding; phosphotyrosine residue binding; receptor tyrosine kinase binding. Bases 54 to 1988 code for a protein of 644 amino acids. Gene Ontology annotation, cellular component: plasma membrane; membrane raft. Lineage: Eukaryota; Metazoa; Chordata; Chondrichthyes; Orectolobiformes; Rhincodontidae. Gene Ontology annotation, biological process: negative regulation of epidermal growth factor-activated receptor activity; signal transduction.
GGUCGUCAUUGCUCAGGAACUGGAACUCAUUAGCUGUUACUCACCCAGGAUACAUGGCCUUCUUAACCUAUGAUGAGGUAAAAGCAAGACUCCAGAAAUUCAUCCACAAACCUGGGAGCUACAUAUUCCGGUUGAGCUGCACCAGGCUUGGCCAAUGGGCAAUUGGUUAUGUCACAGCCGACGGCAACAUUCUUCAAACAAUCCCCCAUAACAAACCUCUCUUCCAGGCUCUGAUUGAUGGAUUCCGUGAAGGAUUUUACUUGUUUCCUGAUGGACGUAGUCAAAAUCCAGACCUGAAUGGCUUGUGUGAGCCUACACCACAUGACCAUAUCAAAGUGACACAGGAACAAUAUGAACUGUAUUGUGAGAUGGGCUCCACCUUCCAGCUUUGCAAGAUCUGUGCAGAAAAUGACAAGGAUGUGAAAAUAGAACCCUGUGGUCACCUAAUGUGUACUUCCUGUCUUACAGCCUGGCAGGAAUCUGAAGGUCAAGGCUGUCCAUUUUGUCGCUGUGAGAUAAAAGGCACUGAACCAAUUGUUGUGGACCCUUUUGACCCCAAAGAUGGGCCAGGUCAAGCUCGUUUAGGAAUGGAGACAAUGUUAUCCCCGAAUUAUGAGGACGAAGAUGAUGACCGUGCUGAUGAAUUCUUUAUGAUGAACAAACUAUCAAGUACCAAGAUUGAGAGGCCACCGUCUCCAGUCACCCCAGCUCCCAAUUCUGCGCUUCCACCAGUUCCUCCUCGGUUAGACUUGCUGCAGCAUCGAUCACCCACAGUUUCUAGUGCACCUAGUCCUUGUGUUUCACCCAAGACUUCUUCUGGUGGCCUGCAUAAACAAGACAAGCCUUUACCUGUUCCUCCAACUCAUCGAGAUCUUCCGCCUACUCCACCUGAGCGACACCCAUCAGCCAGCAUUGAUUCUCGAAUGCAGAGGCGGCCUUUACCAAGCACGCCAAGUGACCUCCUACCACGAGACAAGCCACCUCUUGUACCACCAAACCGACCUGGAGAAACCUGGCAUAUACGAUCUCAGGCAGCUAAAACACCAAUUCAGACUCUUAAUUCUGGGGAUAGAUGGACAGGUCGAGAGUUAUCCAACAGGCACUCAUUGCCAUUAGCAUUGUCAUCUCAGAUGGAUACUAGGACAGAGGCGGUUAGACAUAGCAGCUCACUCGGGCUUGAUAAUACAGUGGCUUUCUGUGGUGCCUUGAGUGACGGCUCAGAGUAUGAGACCUCCAAAAUGAAACCCUCCACAUCAGCAAAUACCAUCUACUCUCUUGCUUCACGACCCCUGACAAAGCCUUUUACACGAGAGGAGCGUUCAGAGAGUAGUGAUGAGGAUAUUGAUUACAUGACUCCGUCCUCGCUCCCUGUACAUACUCCACUCUGUGUUACCACCUCGUUGGAUUCCAGUGUUUUGGUUCAGUCACAGGGCAGCCACAAUGCAGAAGCUUUGUCUGAUUCAGACCCAUUGAAGCAGGUGUGCGAACUUAUGUUUACAUCAUCGUCUCAGGCCACAAACAUAGACUUUACAACUGACAAUGGUGACUGUGCUAUCAAUGAUGGACCUGAACAAGGUGAGAGUGAAGAUGAAGAUAAUGCAUAUGACUUCCCUAAACCGCCUGUGCCACUUCCUCCAGCACGUCGCACACUGUCUGAUAUCUCUCAAGCAAGUUCGGCAUUUGCCAAUGUGUCUGAUCAAAAUCUGCCUAGUCCCAACACAGGAGAUGCAUCUGCACCUGAAAGACCUCCCAAGCCAUUACCUCGGCGAAUCAACUCAGAGCGUAAAGCUGGUCCUGGUCAGUCCAACAGCUGUCAUAAGACACAGCAGCAGACUCUCUCCGCUGAGAUCAACAGUCUCUUGAGCCAGGGCUACUCAUAUCAGGAUAUCCAGAAAGCAUUGCUAAUUGCUCAAAAUAAUGUGGAAAUGGCAAAGAAUAUUCUUCGAGAGUUUGUGUCUGUCCCUUCCCCUGCACACAUUGCAACAUAGCCAUCCCUUAGGACACUGCCUCCAGCUAGCCAGAGCUUGUGGUUAGUCUGAUAUAAGCCUUGGCUUGAGUGACAACGUGCCUCGUCUAACCCCCUCGCCUCAUCAAAUUGAAUAAUCAGGUCUGUGCAAUUACUGAAAUAUAACAGGAUGGUAGCACCCUGCCUCGUUUCCACUCCAACUGCAGGAUUUUUGAUGAAAGUUUAUAUAUGAAGGUAUUCUAAAGAUGUCUGACAUUUGACAAAUUUACAAUCUUAAGGGCACAUACAAAGUAAUUUUGCAAUCCAUGUAAAACUGAUCCCAAUUGAUUAAUUCAUGCAGAAUUAUCAGAAAUGUUUGACUAUUAUCUCUGGUUCUAGUUCCAAAAAUAUUCCAACAUAGUGGAUGUACCUUCAUGAACAGAUUUCAAAAUUGUAUUUUCCAAAUUGGAUCCCAAAGUUGAGAAAUACACAGGCUGUAUCAUAUUCAAACAUUGUAUUAUUCAAAGUAUGCAGUAACAGGCCUCUGUCUGCCUGUGGAAGUAUUGUGUGAACAAAGUUGAAAACGUUAACAGUGAGUUGGGAUUCAAAAGUUAGUUUCAGUAUAAGGAGUAAAAGUAGACCCAGCUUCACUUGGUAUUACUUAUAAAUUUGUGUCACUGGGAUGUACAGCUACUGGUGUGGAAUCAGGUUAGCACUUAAACCUUCCAGCCAUUCAGAAUAAACGUGUGGGUCUAUUUUUGUACAAGCAGGAAUCAUUUGCACAGAAUAAAAUAUAGUUAGAAAGUUGUAUUUAUACAGUACCUUGUGUACGUAUGAAAGAGGAAUUUAAUGUGAAAAGUGAAUCCCAAUUUACACAGAUCCAAAAGAGAUGUUCAGUCUAAUCAUGCAAAGUUCAUGCUGUAAAUAAAUCUGGAACAACAGAAUGGGUCUUAUUGUGCAAUUCCAAUUGAUAUAUUCCCCAUUUGAAAUAUUGUGCUUGGCAUGAGGUUUGAGUGUAAAGUAAGGAGCAAAUAAGAAUGAAAAAUGGGCAGAUAACUGCAUGUGAUCAGUGCAACAAUGAUGCUGAGCAGAUAGUAGAAGAGAUUGUUAUUUAAUCCCAGCUGAUCUCUGAGAGAAAUCUCAAUGUUAGUUUACCAAGAAAGAACCCUCUAGGUUAAAAAUACUUGGUUUGUAAUCAUUGUAUUACAAUGCAUUUAAUCACACGAUCAUGAAGAAAGUCAGGAAUUGUAAGUUGAGCCUUACACAUGAAGUUCAUCUUCCAAGAACAUUAGCCCUAUCCUACACUUGGCCAUUUAGUCCCAAAUGAAGAUGUACUUGUAGUUUUCAAUGUACUGCUCACUCAUGGUAAUUUCUAAGAUAUUUAGCACUGAGCUAUGAUUCUAAUUCUACUGUCUAUUUUAAUAUGAACAAGUAAAUGAAAAUUCUAAUAGAAAAGCAAAAUACUGCAGCUGCUUUAAGUACUCGGGUCAAGCAGCAUCUUUGGAGGUGGGGACAGAAACAAUAUUGAAGUUUCAGAUCAAUGAUUUUUCAACAGAACUGGUUUCAUUGACCUGAAAUAUUCUCUGACUUGUGCUCUCUCUCCAUGGAAGCUUGCAGUUAUUCUGGGGUACUUAGAACAUUUUCUUCUUUUUAUUAAUGAAGGAGUUAUGUCAAUAUAUUGUUGUCUGAGUUGACCGAUUCACGUUGCUAUUUGGAUUGCAAUUUGCCUGUUCCAAAAUUGAAUAGGGGCAAUACCUGGGAUGCUGCACUUGAUCAUAAUAGUCUCUGGACAGAGGAUGGGAAAAAUCAGUUUCUGAUUGCAUUCCAUUGAAUCCUGCAAAAGAAUGGGUGUGUGGAUAUACUUGGGUCGGUCACUGUGUGGCUGCACGUCUGGCUGUUGGCAUGUGUCUAUCUCUUUAUGUUUGUUGCAGAUGUUCUACGAGCAAAGGGUUGCACUUGCCCUAUAUAACCUUGCCCUCUUUGGUAUAGUAGUCUGAGUUUGUCAGGCACUAGAGGGAGUCAGUGAUUCAGGAGAUGGCAAGUGGAAAAGAGGAAAUGUGUGGUAUUUUGAAUCCGACUCAGUUUUACCUUUUGUCAUUUACCUUGGUCUAGUUUUUUCUGUUCAAACUUCAGUGGUGUAAUGUCUUGUACGUUGUGCUGUAGCUCCUGAUAUCAGGUUAUGUGGCACCCUGAUGAGGAGUACACAUCACACACCAUCCUUACUUGGAGAUAUAUCACCAUUUCUUUGCUGAGGCAGGGUUGAAAUUCUUCUCUUUUCUUAAGUACUGUAGGUGUACCUGCACCACAUGGACUGCAGUGAUUCAAGAAAGUGGCUCACCAUCAUCUUAAAGGCAACUAGAGAGGGGCAAUAAAUGCUGGUCUUGCCAGCUUCACAUUUCACACAAGAAUUCUUAAAAAAAAAAAAGGUUUUGAAUAGUUUUCAUCAAGUUCAGAGAUGUUAAAAGAAUUUAUUUCCUACAAUGCUUUUUGUUCAAAACUUGUUAAAACUAAGUUAAAAUAAUUCAAACUGCUACAGCAGUCAAGUGAUAUUAACAGCAAUAUUACUGUUGCACUUUUAAAUAAUUUUCUUUCUUGCCCUAUGCAAGCAUUGAUGUAAGAAGUAAUAUGGGUGCCAUUUUCACUGCUGUUGUGAUCAAUAACCAGCAAAUACAACUUGAUAUUACAUUUACUGUGAAGUUCAUGAAAGUAUGUGACGGCAGAUAUUUAUGAGGAAAGCAUUUCUACCUGACAAUAUAGAAUCACAUAAUAAUACACCAGAGCAGGAGACUGUUUGGGCCAAUGUGCCUGUGCCAGCUCUCUAGAAAAUGUUAUCCAAUUAAUUCCACACACCACUGUUUCUCAACCUUGUAAAUUCUUUGACAUUGUCAAAAGCACAAUGAUUUUAUUUUUGUUUACGUUCUGCCCUAUCAUUAUGUUUACAGAUUUUAGCAGGAUAGAUCAGAAAAUAAAAUUAAAAAUUGAAAUUAAAAAUUGUAUAAGAAGUUUUUCAAUUUCAGAGUUGCAAAAAAUAAACAUUUUUGAAUGAAAAUUCUGGAAUAGAUGUUGGAAAGGUUUUAUUUUUUGUGUAAAGAUAUAGUAUUCUAACUGCAUAAUCCUGUGAUGCUAUUUUUAACCCAAACUGUGGGCAGUUUUUUCAUUAAAAGAGCCAUUUUCAUCAGUCUCUUAAAUGCAAGCAUGUGUGUUUGUGUACUGUAAUGGAGACUGGAAAGUUGACUGUAGUCAACUAUCCUUUUCCCAGUACUGUACGCAUCUAAAUAUUCUGCCUGUUGUCUGGCAGAGUUGAACACUGGAUGAAUAUGUGUAUUAAGUUGACUUUGUUUUUAGUAUAGAUAUUUGUGCUUUAUCACAAUUUUCUAACAGCUUAAUUUAAGUUUAUUCUUGUUUCAGCACAACUCAGUUUUCUAAACUAUGUAAUUAAUUAAAAAAAGUCUUUAUUUAUAGGUUGUAAUACUUUGAUUAUAACUUGGUUGUGGCUAACUUUACAGACAUUUGUGAAUUGCAAAGUUGCCUGGUGUAUUCUGAUGUUUUGUGCCAUAUUUGGGAAUGUGUUUUGUUUGUGGGGGGUGGGGUGGGGGUGCAGAAAUGGUAGUGGUUAUUAGUUACGGAGUAUAAAUAUCUAGUAACCAACUAUGUUUUAAUGUUUAUUGUUAUCUUAGUUACUCAGAUUGGAUCUGUUUGCUGUUGUGAUCAUUUGUACUUAUUGGUCAAUAGUUGGCAUUAAUAACUGGAUUUUUUCAUGUACCUGAAACACUGGCAAAAGCCUGUCAGUGUUGCACUUCAGUGUGACUGUAAUUAAACAUGAUCCAAAUUUAGAAAUCUUUCAUAUGAAUAUAAUUUUGUUAAUGAAAGAUAUGCCAUAACUUGGUUUCCUGGGAGGCACAUAACUCAUUAGAUGAAUAAGAUUUUGAGUGAUGUUGGCAACUUGCACAGUAUUCAGGAAGAUUUGUUGGACAGUGUUUGUAUGAAGAGAUUUCCAUUUCCCGAAGGAAAGGAUUAUGAGUUUGUAGUUCCACUUGCCCUCCAGAGACGUGAUUGCAUGAUGCAGUUGAUCUUAGUUCUGAAAACCUCUGGCAGUAACCUUGUAUUUAGUGUGUCAUGUUUUAUCCGAUUAGUUCCACUCCUGUUCUUUCCCGAAAGCCUUGGGAAUUCUUUGACAUUGUCAAAGAGGCAAGUGCAUUAUUUGUAUUUUUUAAAAUAUAUUAAUAUUUUCCAUCGCUCUGUGGCUUCAAGCAAAUACAGUGAGGUAGGGAGCAAAUAAAAGUAAAAGAAACCAUGUGAUUGUGCUCCUCGUGAGUGGACAAAUUGAUUGAACGUUCUCAGAUAAAUGAAAUGCAGCUAGUCUUUGAGCUUUGUGUUUGAUGUUUUAAUUCAGAGUUCAUAUGUAAGCCUGAUUACAAUGGCAAUGAGUAGCUGGAACACAUAUUACCCCACUACAUGUUUAUAUACAUCAGAUCAAUUGCUGUAGAUGAGCAGUUUUUCUUCAGAGUAGUAAUAUGUUCAUUUUCAAACAGAACAGGUGACUUGCUGGGUCAUUUCUAUUUUACAUUGCCUUUGAGUUCAGAACUGUUGUGGAAAUUGAAUAGAAAAUACAGUUUUCGGGGGUGGAAGGGGAGUAAAAAAAAAAAAAAGUCGCUUUUGUUUGAUAAUGUUAAAUUUGCCAAUUGAUGAGUGCUU